AUAUUAGUUUCAAUGAUUUUGUCUUCCUUUUAUCUAUGAUAAUUGCCUUAACUUAUUUCUUUUGUUUGUUGUUACUGUUGUUUCCCCGGAUAUUGUAUAUUGGGAGAUGGUUGUCAAAUGGAAGGUAUCUCAAAUGAAGCUUGCUCCCUUGCUGGGCACUGGGGACUUGGUAAGUUGGUCGCUUUCUAUGAUGACAACCACAUCUCCAUUGACGGAGACACAGAGAUUGCAUUUACCGAUCGAGUGCGUCAAUACCCGUUUUGAGGGUCUUCGUUGGCAUGUGAUUUGGGUAAAGAAUGGUAACACUGGAUAUGAUGAGAUUCGGGAGACCAUUAAGGAAGCAAAGGCAGUCAAAGACAAACCCACCCUCAUCAAGAUCACUAAUACCAUUGGUUAUGGGUCCCCGAACAAGGCAAACUCAUGUAGUGUACACGGGAGUUUGGGUGCGAAAGAAGUGGAUGCAACAAGGCAGAGCCUUGGAUGGCCGCAUGAGCCUUUCCAUGUUCCUGAGGAAGUGAAGAAGCACUGGAGCUGCCACAUUCCUAAAGGUUCUUCUCUUGAAGCUGAAUGGAAUGCCUAGUUUGCAGAGUAUGAGAAGAAGUAUAAGGAGGAAGCUGCG
Telopea speciosissima is the source of this 619-nucleotide messenger RNA. RefSeq names its product transketolase, chloroplastic-like. The record is from RefSeq and is a predicted model, not a curated record. The transcript is spliced from 3 exons. Lineage: Eukaryota; Viridiplantae; Streptophyta; Magnoliopsida; Proteales; Proteaceae. Gene Ontology annotation, biological process: pentose-phosphate shunt. Gene Ontology annotation, molecular function: transketolase activity. Gene Ontology annotation, cellular component: cytosol. The coding region runs from base 107 to 580 and encodes 157 amino acids.